UUCACAUAUAAAAGCAAAGCUCUGAGCCAAAACCCUAGUCCUUUUUAUUGCUCCGUAUCCGUCUCACAGAGCUUCUCCAACUCUGACCGAUCCACAGGUAAUGGCUCCAGCUCAGCCGAAAACCGGCCUCUUUGUGGGGUUGAACAAAGGGCAUGUAACCACCAAGAAGGAAUUGGCUCCACGCCCGUCUGAUCGCAAAGGAAAAACCAGUAAGAGGGUUCACUUUGUCAGGAACUUGAUCCGUGAAGUUGCUGGGUUUGCACCAUAUGAGAAGAGAAUCACUGAGCUUUUGAAGGUUGGCAAGGACAAGCGUGCACUGAAGGUAGCUAAAAGAAAGUUGGGAACCCACAAGAGGGCCAAGAAGAAGCGUGAGGAGAUGUCUAAUGUUCUUCGCAAGAUGAGGUCUGGAGGUGGAGCUACUGAGAAGAAGAAAUGAGGAGAAUCAUUGAUGUUUUCAUAGUUUUGUUUAGAAAUUCACCUAUGCUAUGUGUUUCCUAGUAUCGAAACUUGAAGUUCUGAUUUUACAAUUUGUGUUCCAUGUUGAAUGUUGACGCCGAAAGUGGGACAAGCUGCUUGCCUAUUUUGUUGACCCUCUUUUGUUUACCUUAAUGCCAGCAACAGUUUUGCAA
Molecule: messenger RNA, 629 nt
Organism: Argentina anserina (silverweed cinquefoil)
Lineage: Eukaryota; Viridiplantae; Streptophyta; Magnoliopsida; Rosales; Rosaceae
Product: 60S ribosomal protein L36-2-like
Exons: 4
Coding region: 101-436 (111 amino acids)
Biological process (GO): cytoplasmic translation
Cellular component (GO): cytosolic large ribosomal subunit; ribosome
Molecular function (GO): structural constituent of ribosome
Source: RefSeq, a predicted model, not a curated record